This is a messenger RNA of Trichomycterus rosablanca, 984 nucleotides long. RefSeq names its product olfactory receptor 1E5-like. Gene Ontology annotation, cellular component: membrane. Gene Ontology annotation, molecular function: G protein-coupled receptor activity; olfactory receptor activity. Gene Ontology annotation, biological process: G protein-coupled receptor signaling pathway. The coding region runs from base 1 to 984 and encodes 327 amino acids. Lineage: Eukaryota; Metazoa; Chordata; Actinopteri; Siluriformes; Trichomycteridae. The transcript has a single exon. The record is from RefSeq and is a predicted model, not a curated record.
AUGAUGAACAACACCCAGAGCAGUCUCACUCUUGAGUUUUUCAUCGUUGGAUUUCCAGGACUUUUACCUGAUUACUAUAAUUUAAUGGCUGCUAUGUUUUUCAUCAUUUACUUGACAACAAUACUAGGGAACUUACUUCUGGUGGUGUCAUUCUUAUGUGCACCAAACCUCCAGAAGCCCAUGUACAUCACCAUGUUAAGUCUAGCUUUGUCUGAUAUCGGAUUUUCCACAGUCGCUUUGCCUAAAAUAAUCUCUCGCUACUGGUUUAACAAUGGGUCUAUUCCUUUUUUCGUUUGUCUGUUUCAAAGGCUGCUAAUUCACUAUUUUGGCACUCUGAAUUCUCUUAUCAUGAUGACUAUGGCUAUAGAUCGUUAUCUGGCUAUCUGCUUUCCAUUCAGAUAUCCUGUACUGAUGACCAACCAGAUUAUGAGUAUUAUAACAGGGCUUUCGUGGGCAUCAGCAGUGAUCGCCCCUGGAAUUACCACUAUCCAAACUGCAAAUUUGCCGUUCUGUGGGCCGAACCGAAUUAUUCAUUGCUACUGUGACAGCAUGUCGAUGAAUGCUUUAGCAUGUGCUGAUAUUACCUUUGUGUCAUAUGUUUCGAGUUCUUUAGCUGCUGUUGUACUUUUGUUACCUUUUGGUUUUAUAAUAUUUUCCUAUGCCUGCAUUAUCGUGGCUGUAAUUAGAACAGCCAAUAAUCAGGCCAAGCUGAAAGCUUUCUCUACUUGUUCAACACAGUUGUGUAUUAUUAGUAUUUAUUAUGUUCCCCGUGUCUGUGUGUAUGUCACACCUUAUAUUCCCAGUUUAAAGUGGAAUGUAGACCAAAGACUUGUAGUCACUAUGUUUUAUGGCUUCUUCCCACCACUAGUAAACCCACUCAUAUACUUCUUUAGGACUAAAGAAAUCCGUCAGCUUCUGAUAAAGUGGUGCACUGAAAAAAAGUGUAUGACCCAGGUAAUUAAUAUUGUAUCUGUUUCUAAAUAA